This is a messenger RNA of Rosa rugosa (rugosa rose), 2432 nucleotides long. RefSeq names its product 3-methyl-2-oxobutanoate hydroxymethyltransferase 2, mitochondrial-like. Lineage: Eukaryota; Viridiplantae; Streptophyta; Magnoliopsida; Rosales; Rosaceae. Gene Ontology annotation, biological process: pantothenate biosynthetic process. The coding region runs from base 1043 to 2095 and encodes 350 amino acids. The transcript is spliced from 5 exons. Gene Ontology annotation, cellular component: mitochondrion. Gene Ontology annotation, molecular function: magnesium ion binding; 3-methyl-2-oxobutanoate hydroxymethyltransferase activity. The record is from RefSeq and is a predicted model, not a curated record.
AAAGAGAGGUGAGCCGUGUAGGGUGUUGAUGGGAACGCAGGUUCUGAGAUGUUCGGUGGAGGGGGUGAGGGUGGUGUCAAGUAGCCCAAGGAUGUGGUGGGGUGUGCAGGAGCUGUAGUGCUGGCAGCUGUAGUCGUGGUUGUGGAUUGGCCCUGAGCCAAAGAGGUGAGCAGAGUGUUUUGGAGAGCAGCAAAUUGGUGUUGCAUCAAAGUUUGGCUUCGGGCAAUUCGCUCGAUGGUGGUGUGAAGGUCUUCCUGUUGGGAUUGGAUAGUUUCAUUUUGGGAUUGUUGCAAGUCCACGGAAGCUUGGAAAGUGGCUAUGUGGUCUGUGGAGAUGGUGGAAGAGGGUGGUGGUUGGGGUAGUGGUGGGAUUGCUCCGCCGGUUGUGGCCGGAGAGGGUUGUUGGGUUUGUGUGCCACGCAUCGGUGGCUUUGAUACCAGAUGGUGAGCUCAAUAAUUAUAAAAAGGGAAAACAAGGGAAUUAAACUGAUUUCAUUUCAUCGAUGCCUCAAAGUGAGGCUGUAGCAUACAUAUAUGGGUGUGUCCCUUACAACAGAAUGGAAACACGUGGCACAGGACCGCCACUACAUGUAAGGGAUAAGGAUGCAGCUACAUUCUGGCAAAAGACAAAGAGCAAUGCUGCAGUUGCAGCUCAGGCCGGAUGAACUGGGACGAUGUACUGCCGUACUAGUUGAUGCAGCUGGUUGUCUGGGGGUGAUGAUAAUAGUGGGCUUUGUGUAGUAAUUGGGCUCGGUGUGGGCUUGGUCCCAACAUACACACGGAGGCUAGCAUUUGCCAUUUUAAAAACGAGAGUCAAAACUCAAAAGACCGCAGCGGCAGUAUGUGGCGCGCAGAUAACACCAAGAGCCACCUUCUCUGAUCAGUGAUCAGUCAUCAGUCAUCACUCUCACUCUCAUUCAUUCCACUUGCGUUUCCUUCCUUUUAGGUGGCGCAGCCAUAACUCACCCGCCGCCUCCUUCUUUAUUAUCAUUAUAAACAAACCCACAAACAAACUUGAAUCUCUCUCUCUCUCUCUCUCUCUCAUGGCAUUCAUGGCCGCCGUUUCACGCGCCGCGCUCUUUUCCCGUGCCGGAAUCAUCCGCUCCAUGAGCAACAUCCCCGAGAACACCGUCUACGGCGGCCCAAAGUCCCAGAGCCCGGACCGCCGCGUCACCGUCACCCAAAUCAAGCAGAAGCACAACAAGGGCGACCCCAUCACCAUGGUCACCGCCUACGACUACCCCUCCGCGGUCCACCUCGACUCCGCCGGAAUUGACAUUGCCUUGGUCGGCGACUCGGCUGCGAUGGUCGUGCACGGUUAUGACACCACCCUCCCUAUAACGCUUGACGAGAUGCUCGUCCACUGCCGCGCUGUGGCGCGUGGGGCCAAGCGCCCGCUUUUGGUUGGGGACUUGCCUUUUGGGUUCUACGAGUCCAGCUCCAUUCAGGCUAUCGAUACAGCGGUGAGGAUUUUGAAGGAAGGAGGAAUGGAUGCAAUAAAAUUGGAAGGAGGGGCACCUUCGAGGAUUACUGCGGCAAAAUCUAUUGUUGAGGCUGGAAUUGCUGUGAUGGGGCAUGUGGGACUUACCCCACAGGCGAUUAGUGUUCUCGGGGGGUUUAGGCCUCAAGGAAGGAAUGUUGCUAGUGCUGUAAAGGUUGUGGAGACAGCAUUGGCUUUGCAAGAAGCUGGGUGCUUUUCUGUUGUUUUGGAAUGUGUACCGCCACUUGUGGCGGCUGCAGCAACGUCUGCUCUUCAGAUUCCUACAAUUGGCAUUGGAGCAGGGCCUUUUUGCAGUGGACAGGUGCUAGUUUACCAUGAUCUUCUUGGAAUGAUGCAGCACCCACAUCAUGCCAAGGUUACCCCUAAAUUCUGUAAGCAGUUUGCACAGGUUGGAGAUGUCAUCAACAAAGCUCUUGUAGACUACAAGGAAGAAGUGACUAGUAGGACAUUCCCAGGCGCUGCCCACAGCCCAUACAAGAUUAACCCUGCUGAUGUUGAUGGCUUUUUAAGCGAGUUACAAAAAAUGGGUUUGGACAAGGCUGCAUCUGCGGCAGCUGAAGCAGCUGAGAAGAUAAAUUCAAACAAAUCAAAGUAACUGGCAAUGAUCCAGCCUUAUUUAUCUUUUAGGCAAGGCUUAUGUAGGUAAAAAUUAAAAAACCAUUUGGUCAAAAGUUGGAUUUUGAAGUAAAGGAUCGCAAUGCAAAAAUGUCAAAUGCCAAUGACUCUUGCCUUGUCUUCACAAUAAUCAGGGUUAUCUUAGAAUAGUUUGAAGGAGCAGAAUGCCAGAUUCCUUUCCCUUUGACAUUUCUCUGUAACAGUUUAGGUAUCCAAUGAAUGAAGUUCGGUUCCUUUUUGAGUUGUAAAAGAAAGGUUGUUCUUGUUUAAAGUUGUUUUUAGAAUUCGAAAGCAACUUCAGGCUCUUCAGCUAUUAA